Molecule: messenger RNA, 3027 nt
Organism: Fundulus heteroclitus (mummichog)
Lineage: Eukaryota; Metazoa; Chordata; Actinopteri; Cyprinodontiformes; Fundulidae
Gene: ppp1r14bb
Product: protein phosphatase 1, regulatory (inhibitor) subunit 14Bb
Exons: 4
Coding region: 411-797 (128 amino acids)
Biological process (GO): innate immune response; regulation of phosphorylation
Cellular component (GO): cytoplasm
Molecular function (GO): protein serine/threonine phosphatase inhibitor activity
Source: RefSeq, a predicted model, not a curated record
GCUGGACAGCGGAACGGAGAGACCGACGCGUGAUUCUUCUUUGUACUCAACCAGGAGAGUUGAGGCCGGCUCUUCCUCCGCUGUCUUCUCCUUUUUUUAACAGAAGCGGGGAGGCUGAAUGCUGGAAAUAUCCCGAUAAGCCGGCUACCCUUCCACUUCACCCGCGGCAGUCGGUCUCUCUUGUUUUGUGGAAGCGGACAUCCCGGGUCAAUGUCCUUUUGAGCCGUUUUGGACAACAAAAGGUCCGACGACCGUUCUUUUUUCUUUCUUUUUUUUCUUACCAGGGGAGGGAUUUCACAUCAGACACAUAAUUUCUUUUAGGAGCAACACAUCGCUACAUUUCCACACCUCCAUACAGGGGGAUCCGUUAAGAAAAAAAAAAAGACACACGCCCACAAAACCAAGCGACAAUGGCAGCUGUAACGAGCCCGGAGACGAGCCCUCAGCCCCGGGUGUAUUUCCAGACGCCGGCCGGCACCACGGAGGAACCGGAGACCCCCGUCAGGAAGCAGGGACGGGUUACCGUCAAAUACGACCGCAAGGAGCUGCGGAAGAGACUGAACCUGGAGGAGUGGAUCAUCGACCAGCUAACGGACCUCUACGACUGCGAGGAGGAGGCCAUCCCAGAGCUGGAGAUCGAUGUGGAUGAACUGCUGGACAUGCCCAGUGACGUUGAGCGAGCAGCCAGAGUCAAGGACUUGCUGGUUGACUGUUUUAAACCCACUGAGGACUUCGUCUCAGAGCUGCUUGACAAGAUCAGAGGAAUGCAGAAGCUCUCUACGCCUCAGAAGAAAUAAUGGCAUCCCUCCUUUUUCCCCCACAUGUUCCCGUCCUCUCCGGCCCUCACGUCUUGACUUCCUUCCACGCCCAACGUUUAUCUUUUAAUGUCUUCUGCUUCCAUAGAAGGUCAUUAAAUGCAUCGUUUCUGCUUAGAAUUUGACCACCUGACUUCACCCCCGGCUAUCUUGGUCACUUUUCUUCAUAUUUUUUUUUUUUGGGUGUACUUUGGACCACUCGAACUUCUUUCAUCCGUGGAAAUAAAUAAUCUGCAAGCCAACUUGUCUGUCGUAAUCCAGGCACUCUCCUUCCCUAUUGUUUCGCCUCCUGCCGUUAUUGGCUCUCUCCUUGCUAAUCUCUCUCCUCUUCCUCCCACUUUCCCAUCUGCCUGAGGAGGAACAGAGUCCCAUAAUUACUGUAAAAGCGGGGUGGGCUUGGAGUGGGAAGGAGAACACGUAAAAUACCAGCCAACCGCCACAAGAAAUGGAGUCAAAACCGAGGAUGAAGAAGGAUCCACCAGCGUGAAUAUGUGAAUAUUUUAACUUGUUUUUAAUUGUCCCUGACACCAUUCAGAGAUUUGUUACCUAUUCCCGGUUCUGUUUGAGGGCAUGGAGAUCAUCGCUUUAUUUUAACUUUUUAUAGUAAUCUUUUUGGGGCAAUUUUGCCGCCUAAACACUGGCAUUAGUGCAAUGCUGCAUUAAGACAUUUUCAGAGUCUCUUAAAGGGCAUAUACCAUCAUUUUUGCAACUUCUCCUGUGUUCAGGAUCAUAGCUCACAAUAGUUACAAUUAUUUCAAGUCUAAAAUUGAGAAUUAUGUAUUAAAAAAUCAAAUGGAAAGCAGCCGGAAGUGGCUGAAGAGUGAUGGGGUUACUUCUGGACCGCUAAACUUGGUUAUAAGACAAUAACACGAUGAAUAUCAAGGAUAAGAUCAGUGAUGCCAAAGUCUAAAGGCUCAAAUUUGGGUUCAAAAAGGGAGAAUUUAUAUGGAUGUUUUUUCACUGAGAGGGAUGAAAUCAAGAGAAAUGGCUGUAGCUUGGAAAUCUAACAAACCAGCAAACUAGUGGGAUUUAAAAACUCUAUCAGGAAGUCUUCCUGCAAUUCACCCCAGUGGAGAAUGGCAGCUUGGGAGCAAACUGUAACUCAAAACUUUUAACAUUAAGGCAGGUUAAAGGUGCAGGUUACUGCAGACUAAAAAGUAAAAGUAAUGCAUUUUCCUACCCGAUCCACAUUAUGCUUACAAACAAACGUCACCGGGGUCUGCCUGUUGACUCCCUGCUUGAGCCAUUCUUUUUAACCGUGGCAUGAACUGUCAUGUUCCUUUAGUUUUUGGUUGUUGUUUUGUCCGCUUUAAUCCAAAUUCCAGUUAUUUGUUUUAAGCCUAGGACAAAAAAUGUGAAAAUCUCUCCUUCUUACCUGUGUUUGCAGGUAAGGAGCUAAAAUGCUCAGUGUCCUUUUUCUGUGUCGUCCAUGCAUUGGACACAUAUUUCUUAAAAGGGUGCUUAUUGUUAAGAAAAGUACCAUGAGAGAUUUCCAGACGCUACGGCAUCCUCCAUAUAUGGCAGUGCCUUCCUGUUUUAGUAGGUGUGACUCAAUAAGGGUUCUUUUGUUUUCAGAGAAGCACAUUUCAGAAUUUGUUAUCCACUUUGAAAAUUAGUGGAAAGACUGAGAUUGCGUUUGUGUGCGUCAUACGCUCAGGACGUCUAGGCUUUCUGGGUCGGAAAUAUGAUGAUAUAUGCCCUUUUUUUAAAUAAAAACCUGCAUUGUGUCAUUUUCGGUGGAAGAAAACCUGAAGCUCUGACCACGAAGCGUCGCUUAAAUCUGACCUUAGUUCAGCGAAGAGGAAACUUUGAUGCCUGAAAAUAACGGUUGAACCUUUUAGGAAGUUUUUAGACCGUCAAAUAAACGUUUGUUUGGUUUGAAGCUAAAGCAGAAGUGGAUUUUUUUAUUUUUUUUUAUUUUUUAAUUAGGCUGAAUGUGAACAUUUGUUCCUCAGUCUAGCCUGCACAUACACAUAUAUGUCUGUGUUGUUGUUAGUGUAUGUUGCUACCUAAUGUACAGCAACAUCUGUCAUAGUAUGGAGUGUUUUUUGGGCCUGUAUAUUCUGCUGUUAUGUAGGACAGAUUUUCCUGAGGAGUUUUGUUUUUGUAUAGGACUGGUUCCUGUUCUUAUUUCUUGUCAUACACACACACUGAUAGUCAUAAAGGGGAACCCUGUAAAAAGCUGCCUUUUUAAAGUCACCCCACCCCCAAC